This is a messenger RNA of Moneuplotes crassus, 2603 nucleotides long. NCBI's taxonomy places the organism in Eukaryota, Ciliophora, Spirotrichea, Euplotida, Euplotidae. The record is from the annotation of a GenBank genome assembly.
AUGCCUUUACAAGGGACCAAAACAACUCAACUUAUUUUGGUAUUCCUGACAAAAGCCAACCUGAUACCUAAAUUCAGUAAAAAUAUCAAAGAGCUCCCAGACCUAGAAAGAAGACUUAUUGAUGGGCAAAGAGCCACAAGAACCAAUGAAGAAUACAGUAGAACAGUGUACAACUAUGAUGGUCGCAGAAGAAUAGACAUAAAUUCUUCUCACUCUCCUCUGUUAAGAAACUCCCAAGUACAAAAGAACUGCCAAAAAGAACAAAAUGAGCUCUACAAGAUGAUAAUCAGCGGUGAAGAGGAACCUGCUGCUUCUAUUGGACUCUUGCUUAAUGAUAAUAAGCCAAAAAGCAAAGGCAGCAAGGGGAUUGAUUCUUAUGAUAAAGGACAUUAUGGAGACUACCCCAAGAAAACAGAAUUUGGAAGAUCCAAAACUAAGAAUUCCAGAGCUAUCUCAACCAAGUUAGGCAAAUCUAAAGUGAUAGAGAAAUAGAAAAGGAGUUUCAAGUCCUAAGCAACUUGCUCGUAUGAUGAAGAAGCAGGCUAGCUCAUUAAGCAACACCUCAACCCCUGUAAACAAGACCCAGAGCACCUCCUUCAAGACGAGAGGGUUCGCUUCUCGAGAGAACGAGAAACAAAUGAAAAACUAUCAAAAGAAGUUGCUCCAGCAAUCCAUAGCCAAUGAUCCGAUGGAGAAAGGCAUAAAGAAGAGCAAUCUGCCUACUAUAAAGCAGCAAAAAGUCAACGGAGCUCCUUCACUAAGACACAAGGCCAAGAACGAUAGCAAGACCAUUCUUGGAAAAGAUGGAAUUUCCAAAAAGCAAAGGCUGAAGAGAGACACCACCUCUGGCUCACAAAAGAAUAAAUACCAAACAGAAUAUAGCAAACUCAAGCAGGCUGGAGAUUUGAAAUGGAUGCCAAAAUUAUUAGUUGAUACCCCUUUCCUUGCUAAAAGAAUAAAGUUUAAAGACAGAUAUAAUGAGACGGACACCAAAUGGGCACAUCGGUUCUCAUUAAAAGAAGAUUUCAUUAGAAGAGAGCAGAUCAAGCACGUUGACAAAUUCCUUAAAAAUUCAAAAAUUGUGUAUGAUUACCUAGAAGACUCUCCAUAUUACAAGGAUUUGAGCAAAUAAAUACAUUGAUGAUAAGUUGCUACUCCAAACCUCAGGACGUGAGAGUAGCCAUAAUAACGCAAGGUUCAAGAUGAGAGGUCUGAGAAGAAAUAUUAUGAACACUGGACUUCCCAAACUUGACAAGAUCUACACAAGCCUAAACCCUUAUUAUGUACUUCAGGGAGAGGAAGAUACAACCUUGAUCUUCGAAAGCAGAUUCGAAUCAGGCAACCUUCGAAAAGCAGUGCAGCUCAGCGAGUUUGAAUAUGAUCUCUUCCUCAGGAAUGAUUAUAACUCUCAAGGGUACAUUCAAUGGUAUUUUUUCAAGUGUUCAAACAUUAAGGAAGGAGUAAAGUACACUUUCCAUCUAAAGAACUUCUUUAAAUCUGACUCACUUUACAACCAAGGAAUGAAGCCCCUUAUAUAUUCAAAGAAGAAGCAAGAAGAAGAUGGAAUCGGUUGGUAUAGAGGCGGAGAGAAUAUUUGAUAUUAUCAGAACAACACCAAGAAAAAGAACUCCUCUGGCUUUAUGUCUACUCUAACCUUCGAGAUUGAGUUUCUCUUUGACAACGAUGAGGUCUAUCUAUGCCACUGCUUCCCAUUCACCUACAGAGAUUGUAAGGAACACCUUGAGUCUAUCUGUAAUGAUAAUGAAGAGAAAGGAAGGAUCAAUAUGAAAUCCAAAAUCAGGAAGACCGAAAUGUGUAAAUCCCUAGCUGGCAACAGUUUGGAUUUAGUAAUUAUAACUAAUUUCACUUCCUCUGAACUUGAUAUUUCGAAAAGACAAGCUGCUAUAAUUACAGGAAGGGUUCACCCAGGGGAAUCUAAUUCCAGUUUUGUUGUACAAGGCAUCCUUGAUUUUUUAGUUGGGAACACAACCACAGCCAUUCAACUAAGAGAUAAAUAUGUAUUCAAAAUAAUCCCCAUGCUAAACCCAGACGGAGUCAUCCUGGGUAACUAUAGAUGCUCCCUCAGUGGGCAAGAUCUUAACAGACAAUGGAUUGGAGCCACUUCAAGAAUGUUUCCUGAGAUCUACAAUACCAAACUAAUGUUCAAGAAGACUCUAGAGAGCAGAAGGAUCUAUCUCUACGUUGACUGCCAUGGACAUUCAAGGAAGAAGAAUGCUUUCAUGUAUGGGUGAAAAUCUAAUGACCCUGAUGACAAGACUAUGAAGGUCUUCCCAUACAUCAUGUCAGAGAGUAACGGGGCCUUCUCCUUCGAUGAUUGCAACUUUAAUAUCCAAAAAGAUAAAGAAUCAACUGGAAGAGUUGUCGUAAAUCGUGAAUACAACGUGAACAAUAGUUUCACCCUGGAAGCAUCCUUUUUAGGUUCAGAUAUGGGAAAAUAUAAGGGUUGACAUUUCACCCCUACUCAAUUAAGAGACAUAGGAAAAGCAUUCUGUAUUGCUCUCAAUGAGUCUGAAUCAGGAGAAGUAGCGGAAAGUAUCCUUGAAACCCUAAAUGAACGUAAAGCAAGCAAGGCAGAUGAAUAA